AUGGCACAUCACAUCAGCAACAGCAGCAGCGAGAAGGUGUUUAGCAUUCGAGAUUUGCCCAAAAGCAACAACUUCACCCAGAAAUUACCGCCGGAUGCAGAAUACCCGACGCCUGCAAAGUCACAUGCUGCGGAGCGAGCAAAGCUGGGACCGCGGCUGGUGAAGAAUGCGGCAUACACCUUCGUUCGACCCGAUCCCUUCACCAAGUCGGAAUUGGUAGGCGUCUCCAAAGCUGCCUUGAGAGACUUAGCCAUCGAUCCCUCUACCAUCGACUCGGAAGAUUUCAAGGACACCGUGGCCGGGAAGAAGAUCAUAACAAUAGACGCCGACAAGGAGCCGGGAGAGGAGGAUGUCUAUCCCUGGGCACAAUGUUAUGGAGGUUAUCAGUUCGGACAAUGGGCUGGUCAGCUGGGAGAUGGAAGAGCCAUUUCACUGUUUGAGACGACAAAUCCCGCGACCAAGAAAAGAUAUGAGAUUCAGUUAAAGGGCGCCGGCAAGACACCAUAUUCCCGAUUCGCAGAUGGCAAGGCUGUUGUACGGAGCAGCAUACGCGAGUUUGUCGUCAGUGAAGCUUUGAAUGCUCUGGGAAUACCAACAACCCGAGCGUUGAGUCUGACACUUGGGCCUGAGGAAAAGGUUCGUAGAGAGACGACGGAGCCUGCAGCCAUUGUUGCACGUUUCGCCGAGACAUGGUUAAGAUUUGGCACGUUUGACCUUGCACGAUCAAGAGGUGAUCGAGAUCUCAUCAGAAAACUGGCCGAUUACGCUGCCGAGGAUGUAUAUGCUGGCUGGGAUACUCUCCCAGGAAAUGUGACUUCGAAUGAGGGCAAGGAUGUCUUGGAGCCAGCUCGCGGGAUCCCAAAGGAUGACAUCCAAGGAUCUGGAGAACGUGAGGAGAACCGAUACACACGUCUCUACAGGGAGAUUGCCCGGAGAAACGCAAAGAUGGUCGCUCAUUGGCAAGCAUAUGCAUUCACAAACGGCGUGUUGAAUACGGACAACACUUCCAUCUUCGGCCUGUCAAUCGACUUUGGUCCAUUUGCAUUCCUGGACAACUUUGAUCCGAAUUACACUCCCAACCACGACGAUCACAUGUUGAGAUACUCAUACAAGAACCAACCGAGCAUCAUCUGGUGGAAUCUUGUACGGCUAGGAGAAGCUCUCGGCGAAGUCAUCGGUGCCGGCUCAUGGGUCGACGAAGCCGAAUUCGUCGAAAAAAGCGUCCGUCAAGAAAAGGCUGAUGAAUUGAUAAAGCGAGCGGAAACCAUCGUCGACCAAGUCGGCGACGAAUACAAAGCAGUCUUCCUCGCCGAAUACAAACGAUUGAUGACCGCCCGCUUUGGACUCAAGAAAUGUACAGAGACCGACUUUGAAGAACUGUACUCCGAAUUCCUCGACACGCUCGAAGCACUAGAACUAGAUUUCAACCACGCAUUCCGAAGAUUAAGCAACAUCGUAAUGGACGAUCUCGCCACCGAUGAUCAAAGAAAAGAAGUCGCAGGCCGCUUCUUCCACCACGAAGGCCUCUCAGGACUCGCAGGCAACGAAGCCGACGCUCGCGCCCGCAUCGCCAAAUGGCUGGAGAAAUGGCGAGGCCGUGUCUUUGAAGACUGGGAAGAUUCCCACGAAGCUAGAGAUCAGCGACUCGCGGAUAUGAAGGCCGUGAAUCCGAAAUUCAUCCCCCGAAGUUGGGUGUUGGAUGAGUUGAUUGAGAGGGUGGAGAAGAAGGGUGAGAGGGAGAUUUUGCAGAGGGUCAUGGGUAUGGCUUUGGAGCCUUUUAGGGAGGAGUGGGGUGGAGAUCGGGAGGAGGAGGAGAGGUUUUGUGGGGAUGUGCCUAAAUUUCAGAGGAUGGCGCAGUGUAGUUGUAGUUCUUAG
Molecule: messenger RNA, 1875 nt
Organism: Ramularia collo-cygni
Lineage: Eukaryota; Fungi; Ascomycota; Dothideomycetes; Mycosphaerellales; Mycosphaerellaceae
Product: probable protein /
Exons: 1
Coding region: 1-1875 (624 amino acids)
Source: RefSeq, a predicted model, not a curated record